ACGGGCCUAAUGCCGGCCGUGGAGCCGCGGGGGCAGCUGGGGGCGGUGGGCCUUGCUGGGGAGCAGGAGAAGCCUGGAGUGACCCAUGAGGGGUGAAACGGAGAAGAAAGAGGGUUUUGCGUUAAUGUCCUCUUCUGCUCACCCCCUCGGGGAGGGCGUGGGGUAGUUUGGGUGUUUUCUGGUUGGUUGGGCCAGCUGAGGAGGGCAGAAGGCAGCAUUGGCGUAGUCCGAGCGGGAGAUGGAUGCUGUGGCUAGUAAAAGGCGGAGGACGCUUCGGAGGCCUCGGGAAGAGCGGGACGUGGCCCCAUGUGGCGUAACUGAGGUGGAAGCGUUGUGGUUUGCCGCCCUCUCUUCUUGUUUUUUCUUUCUGCUUAACCUUGGCGAGGGCGAAGGGGCUCCAGCGCUGAUGGGGCAGAGAGCAGGCGCUGUAAAUCUUGGAUCCUCCAUCCCCAGGGCAGGCAUGGCUGGGCGCCGAGGAUCUGUAUGAUGGUUCCCAGGCCACGCUGAUCUGCUCUGCCAGAAGAGAGAUGGGGAAAAGAUACUUCUGUGACUACUGUGACAGGUCUUUUCAGGACAACCUUCACAACAGGAAGAAACACCUCAAUGGAGUGCAGCAUCUCAGGGCUAAGAGAGUCUGGUAUGACUUAUUCCGAGAUGCUGCUGCUAUCCUGCAAGAGGAGCAAACCAAGAAACCUUGUCGGAAGUUUCUGCAAACAGGACAGUGUGAUUUUGGGUCCAACUGCAGAUUUUCGCACAUGACAGAGCAGGACCUGGAAAAGCUGAGUGCCCAGGUUCAAGGGGAGCAGAGAUCGAAGGAGCUGCGGCAGGAGGGAGCAGAUGUCCCGCCUGGCACCAUCGAGGACUGGCUGGAGAAGAGAGCAAAGAGACUGAGCGCGGCUCAGAGUAACAGUGCUCUGCCUGAGAAACCAGCGCCUUUCCAAUACCCACCGGGCUGGCCACCAGUGCAGGAUCUGCCCCCAUCCCUGCAGGCCCCCCCACCCGGAGGGUGGCCAGUCCCCCCCAAUCUGCAGUGGGGCUGAGGCACAGGGACCCCCGCAGAGGUUGUGCUGGAGAUGGACUUCUCCCUCGCGUGCUCUAAGAAAGGGACAGAAUUAUUUAUAUAUACUUUUAUAUCAAUAAAAGCCUUCCCCCCA
Messenger RNA from Aquila chrysaetos chrysaetos, 1154 nucleotides. RefSeq names its product zinc finger matrin-type 5 (gene ZMAT5). Lineage: Eukaryota; Metazoa; Chordata; Aves; Accipitriformes; Accipitridae. The record is from RefSeq and is a predicted model, not a curated record. The transcript has 6 exons. Gene Ontology annotation, molecular function: zinc ion binding. Bases 528 to 1040 code for a protein of 170 amino acids. Gene Ontology annotation, cellular component: U12-type spliceosomal complex.